AGGCUGACCCGGGCCCAGGAGACCUGGGGGCGGGGUCUUAGGAGGGGCGGAGUCAAAAACUAAAGGGCUGGACUGGGCUGGGCAGAAAUAGGUGGGGCUGCCCGAGACUGCUGGAGCCGGGCGGUGAUACUAGUGGUCCUCGUCCUGGAGCAGCCCCGAUUGCUCUCGCCGCCAGUAUCACCGCCAUGACGGGGCCACAGGAGGUUCUGAACGGGAGGCUGCGGCUCUCUUUUACUCCUGGUCCACGAGCCAGCCUCCUACUCCUCCGACUCAACGACUCAGCCUUGCGUGCGCUACAGGACUGUCAGCGGAUACAGGCCCAGCCUGUGAUCGCCUUCCAGGGCAACCGAGGGUACCUUCGACUUCCUGGCUCUGGCUGUUCCUGCCUCUUCUCUUUCAUAGUGUCUCAGUGUGGAGCAGAUGGGCCAAGAGGUGGGAUGGACCUUGUUCAUCACCGCUUUGGCAGGUCUGGACCAGGCUUGCUUCGGUGCAUAGGUCCUCUUCGAGAGCGAAUUACUAUCUGCUCUGCUGUAGAUUCUGUACCAGUAUCAUCUUCAGUUCAGGGACAUCAGCAGGGUGAAGGUGCCAGGGAAACAGGGGUCCAACAGGGCAGUGGAUUGGAAACAGGACUUCAACCACAGCUAUUAGUAGAAGAGGUGCUAGAUCCCCUGGAGAACAGUCAAGAGGAAGAGCCUGUUCCAGGAUCCUCAAGAGACCAUCUGGCACAGUGGCUACUGAGUAGAGACCAGAGCCCUCAACCCACAAAGGGGCCAGAUCACAGACCCUCUUCCUCCUCCAGCCAGAGGCACUUGAACAUGAAGCGACACCCCUCCCCAGACAUAACAGAACCAGAGGACAAGAGGCCUAGAGGUCCAAGUUCCCCACAGGAGGUUCCCAGUCAUGAUCCACAAGAGGGAGAGGAGUGGGAGAAAGACCAUGAUGCGUAUCCCAGAAGGGAACACAACUCCUUAGGACAAGCAGGUACAGAGUCACUGCUUCCUGGAGAAACACCAGACUACUUCCUGCAGUAUGGAGCCAUCCACAGUACUGAACAGUGUCGUGUCUAUGAGCGAGAUUUUGAAGCAGAUUAUGCAGAAUAUCGGACCCUACACGCACGUGUUGGGGCUGUCAGCAGGAAGUUCAUGCAGUUGGGAAUGGAGAUUAAGAGAGUACAACGAGGCACUCCUGAACACAAGGUGCUGGAAGAUAAGAUAGUCCAGGAAUACAGAAAGUUCAGGAAGCGAUGUCCAGGUUACAAAGAAGAAAGACAGCGCUGUGAGUACCUGCACCAGAAGUUGUCACACAUCAAAAGCCUCAUUCUGGAGUUUGAGAAGAACAGGGACAGCUGAGGCUGCCAGGAAGGCCUCAGGCCUUCUGUCUGGUGAGAUGUUGAUAAACAGGGCGGCUGUGAAACAAUUUAGGCAUUUCAGCCUACUACUGAUCUCACUGAUGACUCUGGUGGGGGAUGGGGAGGAAUAGCAGGUGCAGCUACAAAUCCUUGAGGGGUUUGGUUCCCAUUGUUAUCAGGAUAUUUACAUCACCCCCUGCUAUCCAGGUUGUGUUGGCAUAAUGCCAAUCCUUUCCAGCUGUGCCCAAGAACUACAGGGGUUUCAUCACCCUUACCACAACUCUGAUGACCCAAGAGAUUAAAACCACCUCUAAGAUAGAAUACUGAGGAAACAAUGGUAAAAGCUAAUUUUGUGAUCACCCUAAGAGACCAGAAUAACAGUUGCUUUGCAAACUCAUUUGCCCUCAAACUUAGUGAGGGGCAAGGCUUGACUAUAACCCAUGUGGAGAUCAUGGGAAUGUUUGGUGAAUUUCUUUACAAACAUGGCUGGAAAACAAA
Phascolarctos cinereus (koala) is the source of this 1846-nucleotide messenger RNA. RefSeq names its product elongation factor for RNA polymerase II 3 (gene ELL3). Gene Ontology annotation, cellular component: transcription elongation factor complex. Gene Ontology annotation, biological process: positive regulation of transcription elongation by RNA polymerase II; snRNA transcription by RNA polymerase II; transcription elongation by RNA polymerase II. NCBI's taxonomy places the organism in Eukaryota, Metazoa, Chordata, Mammalia, Diprotodontia, Phascolarctidae. The record is from RefSeq and is a predicted model, not a curated record. Gene Ontology annotation, molecular function: cis-regulatory region sequence-specific DNA binding.